Molecule: messenger RNA, 756 nt
Organism: Cryptomeria japonica (Japanese cedar)
Lineage: Eukaryota; Viridiplantae; Streptophyta; Pinopsida; Cupressales; Cupressaceae
Product: leucoanthocyanidin dioxygenase-like
Exons: 3
Coding region: 1-756 (251 amino acids)
Source: RefSeq, a predicted model, not a curated record
AUGCAAACCGUGGGCAAGGCCUUUUUUGAACUUCAUCUUGAAGAAAAGGAAGUAUAUAAAAACGAAGAAGCUGGGAGUUAUAUUGGCUAUGGAAGCAAACUAGGACAUUCCCCAGAUGUCAAAUUGGAAUGGGGGGAUUAUUAUUACAACGUCACUUGGCCUCCUGACAGGAGAAAUAUGUCCAAAUGGCUCAAACAGCUAUCUGAUUUCACGGAAGUUAUGGAUGAAUAUUCGAGAGAGAUAUACAAAUUGUGGGAAGUGCUGAUGCAGGCGCUGAGCAGAGGGUUGGGAUUGGAGGAUGAAAAUCCACUGAACGAGGCAGUUGGUGGAGACGAGAAAGAAAUGUGCAUCAGGAUUAAUAAUUAUCCAGCAUGUCCUCAACCGGAUUUGGUACUCGGAUUGUCUCCUCACUCCGAUCCCAACAUUCUUACAUUUCUUCUCCACGAUGAAACCCCAGGCCUGCAGAUUCGGAAAGAUGGAAAGUGGGUUGAUGUUCAAAGUGUUCCAGGCGCCCUCAUCGUUAAUAUUGCUGAUGCACUAGAGAUAGUAAGCAAUGGAAGAUACAAAAGUGUUGAGCACAGGAGUAUAGUGAACAAGGAGAGAGCAAGGAUUUCAUGGGCUAUGUUUUGCAAUCCACAUGAUGAAGUGAUUCUGUCACCUCUUCCAUCAUUGAUUGAUGAAGAGCAUCAUGUUGUGUACCAAGGUUCAUCUUGGAAAGAGUAUCUGCAAAGGUUUUUCAUCAAAGGACUGGAUUGA